This is a messenger RNA of Saccostrea cuccullata (small rock oyster), 2688 nucleotides long. RefSeq lists its product as uncharacterized. The record is from RefSeq and is a predicted model, not a curated record. Lineage: Eukaryota; Metazoa; Mollusca; Bivalvia; Ostreida; Ostreidae. Bases 1 to 2688 code for a protein of 895 amino acids. The transcript is spliced from 5 exons.
AUGUCAAGUCGAUCGGAGGACAGCGAAAACACGUCCGCUGCCCACUACGCCGUGACGCAAAAUGUCAGUCUGUUUAUCUAUAGUCAUGUACGAGAAAUUAUUGUCAAUGUCAAUUAUUAUGUUUUUUUGGUAAAUCUAGAUGAUAUAAACACUAUUACAUCACACUGCAAAAGUCGAGCAGGCCCGUGCGCAGAAGAAGAAGCAGAUUUGAUCAGACAGGAGGCUGCCAUCAAGGCCAGCAGAACUGUGUUAGCACGUAAGAAAGAACUGGAAGCGGCAACUCUAGGACUAGAAGCCGUGAGAAAGGUUCUGGAAUUUUCAGAUGUUGGUGAAAGUGUUUUUGGUGAAUAUCAAGAUCCCAAUAAAGAACAUUUGAUGGAGCGAUAUUUGAAUGAAAAUAUGAGAAUGAACGCUCCUCCACCUGAUCCAGUGCUGAAUGAAAUACCUUCCCCUGCAAUUGUAGAUGCGCAUGAUAUUAAAGUGUCUGAACCUAUACAGAACUCAUUGAUUUCCGUUGUUCCCCAGGUUUUGCAACAGACUAACACAAAGCAGGACACUGUAUUCGAUCUUGCAAAGGCAGUAUGCGAAAAUAUAAGAACUACAAAUGCUCGCAAUCCAGAGAGGGCUCUCACUCAAAUAUGGGAAAGACUUGACCUGGAGUAUGGUAGCCCUGAAGCAGUUGAACAUGCUAUGAAGCAGCGGAUCAUUAACUUUACACCGUUAAUGGAGAAUGAUAGGAAACGUUACUUUGAUCUGUACGACCUAGCUGCUGAGGUUGAAUCCUUGAAAAGUGAUGAAGCCUACGGAUCAGCCUUCGCAUAUUUUGACUCCACAACUGGAAUAAAUGACUUUGUUCGAAAAUUGCCAAAGCGUUUUCGGGAGAAAUGGAUGACAACGUGUGACAAAUACAAGGUCAACAAUGGAGUGUCUUAUGUGCCCUUCCAAGUGUUGGUGAAUUUCUUGCGAGACCUUGCUAGGCUUAGAAAUGACCCUGGUUUGAUAUUGGAGAACUUACCUCAGAAUACAACCACACAGCAUCCACCACAGAAAAAGUCGGCACAAAAGUCGGAUGUAUUUGUUCGCAAAACAACCGUAGCACCAGAUCGUCUCGAAUAUGAAACUGACAGUGACAUUUCCUAUGUACGGUGUCCCAUUCAUGGAGGAAAUUCCAACCAUGCUUUGCGAGAUUGUCAGAAACUCUGUAAGAAACCUUACAAAGAGAGAAUUGAUUUCCUUUUCAAGAAAGGAUAUUGUCUGAAAUGUUGUGGCCAGAAACGCCAUUUAAAAAAGAACUGUCAUGAGUCGGUCAAGUGUGAAAGGUGUAAUUCAACGGAACAUGUAACUAUUCUUCAUCCAGACUCUGCACCUAGGAAAGUCCAGGAGGGGGAGCAGCCCGAUGUGAAUGCAUGUUGCACAGAAAUAUGCAAAGUACCCCGAAACACUUCUAAAUCUUGUUCAAAAAUUGUGUUAGUGUCGGUGUUUCCAGAGGGAGAACGUUAUCGAGAACGAACAGUUUACUGUCUGAUAGAUAACCAAAGCAACCGAUCCUUGGCAUCACCAUCAUUUUUUGAUGCUUUCAACAUACGUGGCCCAGAGACAGAAUAUGUGCUAUCAACAUGUACAGGGAGAUCUGUUACAUCUGGACGGAAAGCAUCGGGAUAUGUAGUGCGCUCACUAGAUGGAUCAUGUACUCUCACAUUACCAAGCCUCAUUGAAUGUGAUGAGAUACCUGACAACAGGAACGAGAUUCCUUCUAAAGCUGUUGCACGAGGAUAUUCACACUUACAGGAUAUUGAGAAAUGUAUUCCUGAGAUUGAUGAGAGUGUCAAUAUUGAACUUUUGAUUGGUCGCGAUCUAAUAACAGCACACCAUGUAUUGGAUCAAAGAAUAGGAACAGAUGUCUUACCUUUUGGUCAAAAACUGCCCCUCGGCUGGGUGAUAAUUGGGAACGUUUGCCUCGAAUGUGACAUUUUUACACGUCUACCAUGUGAUGAGAAACCAGGCCUCUCAAUAGAAGACAAGAAGUUUCUUCACUUCAUGGAGUCAAGUUUUCAUAGAUCUAGCGACGGAUUUUGGGAAGAGCCAUUACCCUUUCGGGAGGGUAGACAACCUCUACCAGACAACCGGUCAAUGGCCCUGCAUAGAGCCAAGUCGUUUGAUGCCAACUUGCGCUCUAACACAGAAAAGAAAAAACAAGUCAUCGAAUUCGUAGAGAAGCUUCUACAGAAUGAACAUGCAGAAUUGGCUCCCAAACUACCUGUUAAUGUUGAGCGAUGGUACUUACCAAUGUUCGCUGUAUUCCAUCCGAAGAAGCCGGAGAGCAUUCGUGUGGUGUUUGAUUCGUCGGCAAAAUAUCAAGAUGUGUCAUUGAAUUCUGUGCUUCUUCAAGGACCUGACUUGCUGAACAGUCUGGUUGGUAUCCUUUUUCGAUUCCGUCAGGAAAAGGUAGCCAUUACCAUGGACGUACAACAUAUGUUUUAUAAUUUCAAAGUACCAGAAGAACAACGGUGUUAUUUGCGUUUCAUAUGGCACCAAAACAAUGACUUCAAUCAACCCCUUGUUGAUUAUCAAAUGACUAGACAUGUAUUUGGCAAUACUGCAUCGCCAGCAGUGGCCAAUUACGGAUUCCGCAAAGUUGUAGAAACUGCUGACCAAGAUGUACAGAACCUUAUCAGAGCUUCUACGUAG